Messenger RNA from Cydia fagiglandana, 747 nucleotides. RefSeq names its product aquaporin-like. Gene Ontology annotation, cellular component: plasma membrane. Gene Ontology annotation, molecular function: channel activity. The transcript is spliced from 2 exons. The record is from RefSeq and is a predicted model, not a curated record. Lineage: Eukaryota; Metazoa; Arthropoda; Insecta; Lepidoptera; Tortricidae. The coding region runs from base 34 to 747 and encodes 237 amino acids. Gene Ontology annotation, biological process: transmembrane transport.
UUUGUUGAGUAAAAGUGAAACUUUUUAAUAACCAUGAACAUAUUGAAAGCUAUAGGACUAAACGAGUUCAAAAAUUGGGAUAUACUGAGGAGAUUGUUAGCAGAGCUUAUAGGAACAUUUCUAUUGAUAACCAUUUCUCUCUCAGGAAUACACGAAAUAAAAUCUGCGGUUGGCUUCGCGCUAGCAAAUGGAUUACUUUUAGCUUCUAUCAUAGCAUAUACAGGCCAUAUUUCUGGUGGACAUGUGAAUCCGGCUGUUACUCUAGGAAUGUUCAUUUGCAAGUAUAUAAAACUGCUGCCCGCGCUGUGCUACGUAGUUGUGCAAAUACUUGGAGCGAUGUUAGGCCAAAUGGUAGCAAGAUUGAUAGUGGACAAAGAUUACAAGAAGAUAAGUCGGAAGGUCCCCACCUUCUCCGAGCGAUCGGAGUUUGGUCUGGAGGUGCUUGAGACAUUCCUGUUGGUGUCAGUGGCUCUGAGCGUGACGGAUCCGAGGAGGAGUGCCCGGGGAGUCGGUUCUGCUGCUUUAGCCAUCGGUCUCAGUGCAGCAGCUUCCCUCUGCGCAGUGACAGAAUACAAAGCAAGCUUAAACCCCGUCGGACACCUAGCAACGUCGAUAUAUCUAAAAUCUUCGCCCAACUGGGUGUAUUGGGGCGGCCCGCUGCUCGGUGGACUAUUAGCUGGAUUGGUUUAUAGAUAUAUCCUGAGUUAUGGAAGACCUGCGAAUAUCCGAGUUGUUUAUAAGCCGUGA